UAAAACAGUCUUCAAAAUUAUGCUGAAUUUUAUAUGGCUGAACACAGGAAAGGGUCGAGAGCAGCUGGCGAACAGCAGAGUCCUCUGUUAUUUAAAUUUUAAUUCAAAGCUGGGUUGAUUUUUGUUUAUCACAACCAGUACAAAAUCAAUGGACAGAGGACGGGAGAGAAGUAGAAAUACAACACACGAAGAGAAAAAUGGUGCACGAGUUUCAAGGGGAAAGUCUGCUUGACGCCAUCUUGAUAUGUGGCUUUCAUCAUCGCAAUUGUGUGAUAGAAUCAAAGCAAGACUGUCGUCAAAAGAUUAAUUUGGUGUAAAAGAAUAAUGUCUUUCUCACUUGGUUGAAUUCUUCACAAGUUAGAGUUAGAGCCGAACGUUUAAGCUUUUUUCUACGAAACUUGGUGGCACAACAAUUCAAUAUGGCGGUUCAGGCAACUACAAUGAUGGCCGGGACACGGCGAGCAAGUCAUGUCACAAAAGACUGGAUAAACAACGUAGCUCAACCCACAGUUGGCGACGAAAAGAUUGUCAUCAUAAACAUCGGAGGGAAAAAGUUCGAAACCUAUGAACAUACACUCGACCAGUUCCCAAACACUCUCUUAGGAUCUUGCGAGCGAAGAAAAACCUACUUUGACAGCAAGAAAAAGGAAUACUUUUUCGAACGACAUCGUAGUUCGUUCACAGCUAUUUUAUAUUAUUACCAAUCCAGUGGAAUCCUGGAAAGACCCCUGAAUGUUCCAGAACACAUCUUUUUGGAAGAGAUAGAGUUUUUCGAGUUGACAGACGUGAUUCAGAAGCGGAAUGAGUCGGAAACGAAAAAACAGCUUGAGGAGAACAGUGACAGCAACGAAGAGUUGCCCCACAACAAGUUUUUAAAGACAAUUUGGGUCACAUUCGAAAACCCAAACUCCUCGACUUUUUCCAAAUGCUUGGCUGUUUUUUCUCUUUGUAUCAUUGUUCUCUCGAUUGGUGUUUUCUGUGUUGAAACUUUGCCCUCAUUGGAUGAUUCUAAGCCAAUCACAAAGGUUUAUCCCAACGGCACGAAAACUACAAGCCCGGGGAAAAAAGCCAAUGCGCGCGUGUUCUUUGGAUUGAAUGCGUUCUGUACAACUUGGUUUACUCUUGAGCUGAUCAUAAGGUUCCUAGUUUCUCCUAAUAAGAUUCGCUUCGUCAAAGCUUUUCUGAACAUUUUGGACCUGUUGUCUAUCUUACCAUUCUACAUAACAUUGGCAUUGUCAGGACACGCUGGAGGUGUUGGGGUAUUGCGCGUUAUGCGUGUUAUCCGAGUGGCUCGUAUUUUCAAGCUCUCUCGCCACUCGCGAGGGCUCUACAUCUUGGGCAAAACACUGCAUUCUAGUCUUAAUGAGCUUAUUAUGCUCUUCUUGUUUCUACUGAUGGGAGUCAUUCUGUUCGCUAGUGCCGCGUACUACGCUGAACACCAAGAGAAUAGAAUUAUGUUUGAAAGUAUUCCUCAUAGCUUUUGGUGGGCGGUGGUUACCAUGACGACUGUAGGGUAUGGAGACAUAGCACCAAUCACGCUAUCAGGUAAACUUGUUGGUACUCUGUGCGCUCUGUCUGGUGUGUUAGCAAUAGCUCUACCGGUCCCCGUCAUCGUCUCCAACUUCGAGUACUACUAUAAAGAAGAAAUGAACAGAAAAGAACGAGAGGAGAGACUGAGAAACAAAAACGAAAAAGAAGAUGCACUAGCUGGCACGCCCACCGAGAGAACGAUUUCUUAUCGGAGUUUGAAUCAGUUCGUGCCGAAGUCACCGUUUCUCGAACGAAAAUUACUAGAAAGGGAACUACGGUCUGCGCACUCGACGCCAGAUCCCCUGCGUCGAAGGGAUUUCUCGCACUACUCGCCGGCCGCGGUCCAUAAGAAGAAUGGAGCGAUGAAAAUAAAACCACGUGAUGCUAUUAAGGAAGUAGAUGAAAUCAGCGAGGACGAUCAUACGGACAGCGGUCGUCCCCAGAGGACUGAAACUAAUAUUUAAAGAAUUCGAAAAAACCAACAUUUUCAAUUAUUUCAAAUUUGAUACUUUUGCAGCGAGGAAGCUUGGACUUAAAUUAAGGCUAGUACUAGUGGCCGUUAAAUCAAAAAUUUUCUAUGAAUUUCAAAUCAAUUAAUAAUGAUUAUUAGUCGAACAGCUGGCUGUGGUGGGCAUUAAAUGAGAACAAACGUAAAAUAUCGACAGUUGGUCGCCCUGUGUUUUGGAAAGUCGUGAAAGACUAAAAACUGGCUUUGAAAAUGAACAGACAGAGCUCAGAGACUCCAUAUUUGAUAGCAUGCAAAAAUCAAGGACACAACUAGGCAAAAUCCGUCUAAGGCAAUGGCCCUAUUUCACUAUGACGUCACAUCAAAACAAUAUAUUGUUUAAACGCAAAGGAUCAUGGUCGUCGGACGGGGUCAAAUCAACGCAAAUUCACCGAAAAUUGUUCUAAAACCUGUA
This is a messenger RNA of Actinia tenebrosa (Australian red waratah sea anemone), 2450 nucleotides long. Its product is annotated as shaker-related potassium channel tsha2. The record is from RefSeq and is a predicted model, not a curated record. Gene Ontology annotation, molecular function: protein binding; delayed rectifier potassium channel activity. Lineage: Eukaryota; Metazoa; Cnidaria; Anthozoa; Actiniaria; Actiniidae. Gene Ontology annotation, biological process: protein homooligomerization; action potential; potassium ion transmembrane transport. Gene Ontology annotation, cellular component: membrane; voltage-gated potassium channel complex.